Messenger RNA from Vombatus ursinus (common wombat), 1482 nucleotides. It is a transcript of the gene BEST4, whose product is annotated as bestrophin 4. The transcript has 9 exons. The record is from RefSeq and is a predicted model, not a curated record. Bases 1 to 1482 code for a protein of 493 amino acids. Gene Ontology annotation, molecular function: chloride channel activity. Lineage: Eukaryota; Metazoa; Chordata; Mammalia; Diprotodontia; Vombatidae.
AUGACUGUGUCCUACACUCUUCGUGUGGCCAAUGCCCGCUUUGGGGGCUUCUCAGCACUCCUGUUCCGCUGGCGGGGGAGCAUUUACAAGUUGCUAUACAAGGAGCUACUGGUGUUCCUGGGUCUCUAUGGGAUUCUCAGCCUCACCUAUCGGAUUCUGCUAUCCCCGGAACAGAAGCGCAUCUAUGCUCAAGUGGCUCGGUACUGCAACCGCUCUGCGGACCUCAUCCCUAUGUCGUUCGUUCUGGGUUUCUACGUGACUCAGGUGGUGAAUCGUUGGUGGGCCCAGUACAGGAGCAUCCCGUUGCCAGACCGCCUCAUGUGCGUGGUGACAGCCACAGUGCACGGGGACGACGAGCGCGGACGCACUCUGCGCCGGACUUUGCUGCGCUACGCCAACCUGUCUUCAGUGCUGGUGCUGCGCUCGGUCAGCACGCGAGUGCUCCGGCGCUUCCCCACCAUAGAACACGUAGUGGAAGCAGGCUUCAUGUCCCAGGAGGAGAAGCAGAAAUUUGAGAGCCUGCACUCCGACUUCAACAAAUACUGGGUUCCUUGUGUCUGGUUCACCAACUUGGCUGCCCAGGCUCGAAGAGAGGGCCGGGUCCGGGAUGACAUUGCCUUUGGGCUUCUCUUGGAGGAGCUGAACCAAUACAGAGGCAAGUGCAGCCUCCUCUUCCACUAUGACUGGAUCAGCUUCCCCCUGGUCUACACUCAGGUGGUGACCAUUGCUGUCUAUUCCUUCUUUGCUUUUUGUAUCAUUGGACGUCAGUUCCUGGAGGAUCCUAAGCCCCCCUUGAAAGGCCAAGAGGGGCCCCUGGGGGAUCUGGAUCUGUAUGUGCCACUCACCACCCUUCUACAAUUCUUCUUCUAUGCUGGCUGGCUUAAGGUGGCUGAACAAAUCAUCAACCCUUUUGGGGAGGAUGAUGAUGACUUUGAAACCAACCAGCUCAUUGAUAGAAACCUGCAGGUGUCACUGCUGUCUGUGGAUGACAUGUAUGGGGACUUGCCCCCUAUGGGCCGGGACCGCUACUGGGGCGAAGCAGCUGCUCAACCCCCCUACACUGUGGCUUCGGCGGCCGACAGCCUGCGACCCUCUUUCAUGGGUUCCACUUUUAACCUGCGUAUGUCGGAGGAGCUGGCGCAGUCAGAGGCGGAGAUGGAGAAAGAGGCUGGGGCUCUCUCGAGGUCUUCUAGUCCGGCGUGGGCACGGACGCCGCUGCUCGGCCGCUUCCUGGGAGCCUCCGCCCCGUCUCCGGCCAUCAGCCUGCGGGUCCCGCGCACCCCUCUGAUGCCGUCCCGCCUCCAGACCGCCCAGGCAGCCACACCGGUCCCGGGACGUAUGCGCCUGGGCCGGCUCCUGCCUGUGCCGGCAGCCCGCAUAGACGAGGAGGCUCCGGAGGCCCCAAGUCCGGACGCGGGCUCCCAGGAGGAGGAGGAAGAGGAGAAGGUCGCUCCUAGCAGUGAGGCCAGGCCCACCCCUUAG